UUGGCCAUUCAAAACAAGUCAGCGAGCAGGGGGAGGAGAGAAGGAGCAGGUGCAGGACAGGUAGCUCCUCUUCUGGGAUCUGGUAGAGGAGGACGGAUUCUCUUCCUAGUGAGAAGGGCUCGAGUGAUAUCUGGGGUAAGGACCUUGGUGCCCUUUUCAAUUGUCACUCACAAGAUGAAACCAGUGUGCAGUGAAAUGAGGAAACAGCUUUGAAUGAAGAGGUAUUUUUUUUCCCUUUAUACGUGGCUCUUCAAAUCACAGUCGGAUGAAGGUCUCACAGGGAGCUGCCCAGGCUUUCUCAUCUCUGUUGAAUGACUGGAGGCAUCUGAGCGCGAGGCUGAGUUGCCCGAACACAAACGCUUUAAAGGUGAUUUGAAAACAUCUAUAUUCAGAACUCAAUGACACGCUCAGACGCUUCCCGGAAGGACCCACGGACUGUACGUGUACCACCUGUGACUCGGGUGGGUGCUGCUGCUCACUAGAAACCCUCUUCACCUCAGAAGCGCGGCUUACAAGAGAAGCCCGGCUUACAAGAGAAGCCCACAGCAUGGGUUUUCAGAGGCUUGUGCCUUUCGGCCCCUGGAAUUGGCUGCUCUUGCUAGUGGCCCUCAAGUGUUCUGCAGCAUCUUCUGAUUUGAAUGAAUCCACAAAUUCCUCCACCCGCCAUGAGCUUAAUGCACGGUUUGCAGCUGCCAGCUCGGAGCCAGCCAUGACGGUGUCUGUUUUUGCUUUGGAUUAUGACUACGUGCAAAUUCCUUAUGAGGUCACCCUCUGGAUCCUCCUAGCAUCCCUUGCAAAAAUAGGCUUCCACCUCUACCACAGACUGCCGGGCCUCAUGCCCGAGAGCUGCCUGCUCAUCAUCGUGGGGGUGCUGGUGGGCGCCAUCAUCUUUGGCACCGACCACAAGUCACCUCCGGUCAUGGACUCCAGCAUCUACUUCCUGUACCUUCUCCCGCCCAUGGUCCUGGAAGGCGGGUACUUCAUGCCCACCCGGCCCUUCUUUGAGAACAUCGGCUCCAUCCUGUGGUGGGCGGGGCUGGGGGCCCUGAUCAACGCCUUCGGCAUCGGCCUCUCGCUCUACCUGGUCUGCCAGGUGGAGGCCUUUGGGCUGGGCGACGUCAACCUGCUUCAGAACCUGCUGUUCGGCAGCCUGAUCUCAAGCGUGGACCCCGUGGCCGUGCUGGCCGUGUUUGAGGAGGCGCGUGUGAACGAGCAGCUGUACAUGAUGAUCUUCGGGGAGGCCCUGCUCAACGACGGCAUCAGUGUGGUCUUAUAUAAUAUCUUAAUUGCCUUCACAAAGAUGCAUAAAUUUGAAGACAUAGAGCCUGUGGACAUUUUGGCCGGAUGUGCCCGAUUCAUUUUUGUGGGGCUCGGGGGAGUGUUUUUCGGUGUCAUUUUUGGAUUCAUUUCUGCGUUUAUCACGCGUUUCACCCAGAACAUCUCUGCGAUUGAACCCCUCAUUGUCUUCAUGUUCAGCUACUUGUCCUACUUAGUGGCGGAGACGCUCUAUCUAUCUGGCAUCCUGGCAAUCACAGCCUGUGCGGUGACCAUGAAAAAGUAUGUGGAAGAAAACGUGUCCCAGACAUCCUACACAACCAUCAAGUAUUUCAUGAAGAUGCUGAGCAGCGUCAGCGAGACCCUCAUCUUCAUCUUCAUGGGCGUGUCCACCGUGGGAAAGAACCAUGAGUGGCACUGGGCCUUCAUCUGCUUCACCCUGGCCUUCUGCCAGAUCUGGAGGGCCAUCAGCGUGUUUACUCUCUUCUAUGUCAGUAACCAGUUUCGGACUUUCCCCUUCUCCAUCAAGGACCAGUGCAUAAUUUUCUACAGUGGUGUCCGAGGAGCUGGAAGUUUUUCACUUGCGUUUUUGCUUCCUCUGUCUCUCUUUCCUAGGAAGAAAAUGUUUGUCACUGCCACCCUAGUAGUUAUAUAUUUUACUCUAUUUAUUCAGGGAAUCACAAUUGGCCCUCUGGUCAGAUACCUGGAUGUUAGAAAGACCAAUAAAAAAGAAUCUAUCAACGAAGAGCUUCACACUCGUCUGAUGGAUCAUUUGAAGGCUGGAAUUGAAGAUGUGUGUGGGCAGUGGAGCCACAACCAAGUGCGAGACAAGUUCAAGAAGUUUGAUCAUAGAUAUUUACGUAAAAUCCUAAUCCGAAAGAACCUGCCAAAAUCGAGCAUCGUCUCUUUGUACAAGAAGCUAGAAAUGAAGCAAGCUAUUGAGAUGGUGGAGACUGGGGUACUAAGUUCCACAGCCCUCUCCGUCCUUCAUCAGGCUCAGAGGACACAAGAAUCCAAAAGACUCUCCCCUGAAGAUGUGGAGUCCAUGCGGGACUUUCUGACACGCAACAUGUACCAAGUUCGACAGAGGACACUGUCCUACAACAAGUACAACCUCAAACCCCAAACAAGUGAGAAGCAGGCUAAAGAGAUCCUGAUCCGCCGCCAGAACACCUUACGGGAGAGCAUGAGGAAGGGCCACAGCCUGCCCUGGGGGACACCGGCUGGUACCAAAAACAUCCGCUAUCUCUCCUUUCCCUACAGCAACCCUCAGCCCACAAGAAGAGAACUGAGGGUGGCUGAAUUCACAGAUAAUGACGGCAGUGACUCAGAACUCCCACCUGUCACAUUCAGCACGCCAUCUCGAAGAGGGUGGCUGGAGGAAAGACGCCAGACACGAGACACAAUCCCGAUGAAGAGCUUGCGCAGAGGAGGGAAGCCUCCCAACUUUGGUUAUCAAAGAAAUAUGAGCCCAGAAGAGCCUGUGGGUGGGAACAGAAGGGCGGUUUGCAGGCCCAAACCGCUCUUCCACGUGGUGGAUGAGGAGUAUGAAUCCGGGGAGGAGAGUGAGGAAGAGGCUCCGGCGACCGGGUCCCGAUGGUCAUCUGAGCACAGACCCAGCAGGGACCAUCACAGGUCCCAUAGCCCUCUGCUCCGAAGGAAGUAGUGUCCUUGUCACAGAAAGAAAUGCUUGAGUGUUUCUGUGAUUUUCCAGGGCCCGUCUUCCUACUCUUGUGAAAGAUGGAUGUUCAGAGUUCCGAAGAGAGUUAUUGAGUUUGAGUUUUGUUUUUCGGAAGCUAUGAGGCCUGCCUCUGUAAGAGGCCGGGAGGCUUUUCAGAGGACUGGGAGCAAGCCUGCUGGCACUGCUGCAUUCUUAGCUGCUCUGCUUGGUAGAUGAGUCCCUGUGAGGGAUAGAUGUUAAUCACCCAGGAAUCAUUCUCUCAGCGUGUCUUUUAUGUGAUUUAUUGAGAUACAAGCAUGACCAGUCAGUAAUUCAUUCUUCCGGCCUCUACACGCUUGCAAUGUCUCACCAGGUUAGGACCAGGAGGGGCUUUGGAAAUGGCCUGGCCCAGCCCCCGUGUUUACAGAUGAGGACACCUUGCCCAGGUCACCUGGUGAGUUGUUGCCUUCAUAAAAUCAUUGUCCUUCCUCCAAAGAGAAUGCAUUUGAUUUUGAUUUUAUGGGCACUGGGCUAUGAUUAUAUGUCUGCAGAGAAGUAAAAUUUGCCAUGACAAUGCUUUUUAAAAUCAGUAUCAAUAAUAGGCAGGUGAAUACAGACUAUAGAAUUAAUCUGUCAACUGUGAGCUUGUUGUCUAUUUUGUAAUUGGAAGGCUUAUUUUUAAAAUAAGAAUAUUAGAGAACAGAGAGAAAAGGAAUGAGGAAUGGCGACAGUCUACAGAAAGAGAAGGGAAAAGAAACCACAAAACUUACAGAUAUUUCCAUCCCUAACAUCCCCUAUUGGACAAGCACUGCUAUAGAUAACCGAGCAAGGCCAAUGGGAGAAAACCACAUCUUUCUGGACCCCACAUUGGUGACCCCCCAUCUUUAAAGGAUAAAAACCCCUAUAGGAUAAUAGAGAAGUGGACUCUUCUUCCCUCUCCCAGCUAGUCCUGGGAGCUGUUUGCUUUCCUGUAAUAAAGACUUAGCUUGUAGCAAAAAAAAAAAAAAAA
Messenger RNA from Phacochoerus africanus (Common warthog), 3944 nucleotides. It is a transcript of the gene SLC9A4, whose product is annotated as solute carrier family 9 member A4. Gene Ontology annotation, molecular function: sodium:proton antiporter activity. Gene Ontology annotation, cellular component: membrane. The record is from RefSeq and is a predicted model, not a curated record. The transcript has 12 exons. Gene Ontology annotation, biological process: sodium ion transport; regulation of pH; proton transmembrane transport. Bases 548 to 2941 code for a protein of 797 amino acids. Lineage: Eukaryota; Metazoa; Chordata; Mammalia; Artiodactyla; Suidae.